Molecule: messenger RNA, 10504 nt
Organism: Daphnia pulicaria
Lineage: Eukaryota; Metazoa; Arthropoda; Branchiopoda; Diplostraca; Daphniidae
Gene: Vps13
Product: vacuolar protein sorting-associated protein 13-like
Exons: 25
Coding region: 291-10256 (3321 amino acids)
Biological process (GO): protein retention in Golgi apparatus; protein targeting to vacuole
Cellular component (GO): extrinsic component of membrane
Source: RefSeq, a predicted model, not a curated record
UCCCCCUUAGAUUUGACAACAAUGGUCGUCUGCCCAAAAAUUCAGUUGAGUUCAGUCAGCUGCUGAUUAAUCAUCAACAAAGUUGGGUUUUGGUCACAUGUAACAUUAACCACAGAUCUGCCACAGAUACGUUGUAUGACUUGUAUCUUUACUAGGGAAAAACCCCGAAAAAUAUUACUGAUCUCUUAUCUGUCAAUCUUGAAACGUUCAUGUAAAUUACGCAUGAAAUCGCAUUCUUGGAUUGUAAAGUUGUUCCUGUUCUAAAUUUUCAGUUGAACUGAUUUUCCAAAAUGGUGUUUGAAGCUGUGGUUUCUAGUCAGCUAAAUAAAUUUCUGGGUGCCUACAUUGAAAAUCUCAACAGUUCUCAACUAAAGUUAGGACUUCUUGGAGGUGAUGUUGUGCUGAACAGGCUCGUUCUAAAGCAGAGUGCUUUAGAUGAAUUAGAUUUGCCUGUGAAGACAGUAGCUGGUCACAUAGAUGAGCUGGUGUUGAAGAUACCGUGGACAAACAUUUAUGCUGCACGAACACAAGUGUGCAUCAAAGGGUUGUAUUUAUUGGCCAUCCCUAAUCAGGGUGUUGCUUACGAUGCUGAAAAAGAAAGGGUUGCCAGUAAGGAGGCAAAAGAAAGGCAGCUAGCCCUAAUUGAGGACGCCAAGGCGCGUGAAACAGCAGGCGAAAAUACGCAAGAAAAUGAUGGUUUCGUGGCCAAACUAGCGGCGCAAAUCCUUCAGAACUUAUUGGUGACGGUGGAAGAUGUCCACAUUAGGUUCGAGGAUAAUAUUACCAAUCCAAGUCAUCCGUUUGCGUUUGGAAUGACCAUGAAGAAACUGGCCCUUGAAAGCACAGAUGGAAAGUGGGUUCCGACUCUUAUUUCUGAGCCAUCAAAGCAAUUCUACAAGCUCUUGAGUCUGGAAUGUCUCUCAGUUUACUGGCUGAGUAACGUCACACAACUGUUAAGUAAAAUGAAGAACGCAGACCAGGUGGAGCACUUUCGAAAAGGCAUUGCAAAUGCCAACUCAAGACCCUAUGGAGAUUCCUACGUCGCUGGACCUAUAACGUCCUACGCAAAACUGCGAAUCAACACUCGACCAGAGCUUGAUGGCUCCAACUACACGAUCCCUAAAAUCUUCGUCAACCUAACGAUGGAAGAAAUUUCGAUGGGACUUACGCCAAGUCAGUACAACGACAUUGUCGGAUUCCUGGGCAACAUUGAAAGGUUGAAUCGAGGAUCGCCAUAUCGCAAGUAUCGACCUGUCAUCGGCAGAUACAAGAAAUAUGCCAAAUAUUGGUGGCUGUUUGCUUAUCAAUGCGUUCUGGAAGAAAACGUCCGCCGCAGGAGAAGAAAUUGGCGUUGGUCCCACAUGAAAGAACACAAGGACAUGGUACGUCAAUACAUCGAACUUUACAAAACAAAGCUCUGGCAAAAGAAGGAAGACGUGAAGCUAAAAAGAAGCUUGGAAGAAUUAGAAAGCCGGCUUGAUGUGUUCAAUAUUACUUUGGCCAGAAGACAAGCGGAAGUGAAGGUCGAACGAAUGAGAGUAAACGAACAGAAAAUCAAGGAGGAUGCCGAAGCACAACAGAAAACUAGAGGUUGGUUCGGUGGCUGGUUUGGGUCCGGAGCUUCUUCCGUCGCAGUCAGCCCUGAGGCUGAGAGUGUUGUUAAAAGUCUUCAAGCAGAGAUGACCCCUGCCGAAAAAGCAAAACUAUUCAACGCAAUUGGAUACGAAGAAAAUGCAGUUCCUGCUAAUUUCCCGAAAACAUUUGUUGAAAAUCGUUUCGAGUUUUUUCUCAAGAAGCUCGUUAUUCUGCUGCACGAUAACACCAACAAGAAACAACCAGUUAUCUUACUGUCGAGCCUCAGUAGAGUGGAAGCCACUGUUGAGCAACGCCCGGCUGGUCAAGCCCUAAAUGCAAUUGUCAAAAUUGGGAACUUCGUUAUAGACGGGACUCCUCAGGACGAAAAUAUUCCUAGUUUAGUACGACCAUUGGAAGCCAACAAGGAAAUCCUUACUCUUGUGUAUGAAACAAACCCGCUUGAUGAAAGUUGUGACAAGAGAAUUAGAAUGGCGGCUGAGCCGUUGUUGAUCACUUACGAUGUAGCAACCCUAAGAAAAGUCAGCGCCAUGUUUGAAUCGAAAGAGGCUUCCCAGCUUACCCAACUUACGGCUGUGGCCAGGCAGAAGCUGGAAGAUUUGAAGAAGACUUCCGCUUUAGGCUUGGAUUACGCCAUUCGAAAUCAUGCCGUCAUGGAUGUUGAUGUGAAUAUCAAAGGAUCGUAUUUGGUACUACCUUUCGGUGGUUGCCUCAGAAACAAUAGCGGUAAGAUCCUCUGCAACAUGGGCAACUUUUCGUUGAAGAGUGUCGAUUCCAGGAAACGAAGUGAUGAGUCAAAAGUGAGUCAGUUGAUGCGCAUUGGAAGUACUGAGCAAGAUAUUCUUGAGGAGAUGCUUAAAAGCAGUUACGACAAAUUUUCGCUCAGCCUUCGCGACGUUCAAGUUAUCUCCGUACUGCCUGAUGAAGAUUGGAAUGUUCUAGUCAAAGACACCAAAACAGAUGUUUUCAUUUUGAAACCUAUGAGUAUCGAGUUAAUCGUCCAAAAAUGUCUUUUACUCGACGACCCUCGACUCCCAAAAUUAAAAGUUUCCGGGCAACUUCCAUCGAUUCAUAUUGAUGUGCUAGAUACUAGAUUGGUAAAUUUUGCUGCGGUAUUGAAAAGUAUACCCUCUCCGACUCCCGACGUUUCCCAUGAAGUUGUUGCCUCGGUUGUUACCGAGGUGGAGUUGCCAACUCACAUCAGCCGUGAUGAUAGUGCCUUAGAACAUUUGGAAGAAGUUUUCAAGAUUGCCAGCAACAAAGACAGCCUUCAGGAAACGACGGAUAUGGAAGCAGCUAAACCUAGCAUCGAACCCGAACUGUUUCAACCCACGGAGUUGAUGCUGCAGUUCGAAUUUCAGGACGUUCGAUUAAGUUUGUCAGUUGCACACGACAAUCACCUCACGAAACCUGUCCUUUCUUUCGGGAUGGAGAAUCUGGCAUUAGUUUGCACGAAGAAAACUUUUGAAACCGUCGUGGAUCUCACUCUUAAAGACUUAAGCCUUAAUUUCGUCGACCAUUUGGCUAAAGAGGGUCAACAAAAGAGCGUGAAAAUCAUCAACAGUUACGAUUCUUCAAAAGAAUUGCUCCGUGUUCGCUUCGUGGACGUUGACAAGCAUUCCCCCGAAUUUCACGCAAGGCACAAGUCGGUGGUGAGGAAGCUUGAAGUGGAAAUCUCGUAUCUCGACUGUGAUUUUCAUCAAGAAGCCGUCAUUGACUUACUUCAAUUGAGCUCCGACCUCAACUCUCGGAUCGAUGACACACUUUCUGUCGAGUCAACUCGGUUGACUAAUUCUGCUGAUGCCCUAAAGAACCAGUCGGUUAAAAUUCUCGUUAGUGAAGGUAAAGAGAAAAGGCGACGAACUGCAUCAACGGAAAUUGUAGAUUUUCAGUUGAAAGCUCAGUUCGAUCACUUUGGCGUGAAUGUACUGACGCGGAAGCUGCGUCUGACUGAGAUUACAAUCAGUGGGUUGGAGAUUGAAACCUCCGUUCGAGCUUCACACAUCGUUUUCGAAGCUGGGCUCAAUGAAUUCCGCAUCGCAAACCCCAACGGCAACACACUUUAUCGGGAGAUUGCUUCCGUUGUAGACGGAAGAGCUAUCCAGUUGCUGGUAAAGAUUUUUAAUAACGCCACGGAAGACGUCGACUAUGUCGAUAUGAAUAAAGUCGACCUGGCAAUCCACUUGAAAAUGAGUCGGAUGAAAGCAGUCUAUUUGAGCAGCUUUGUGAAGGAUUUGCUGGCCUUCGUCAAUCACUUCCAAGCGGCCAAAGAAGCUCUUAUCGAAGCAUCAUCGGCCGCUGCUACGGCUGCCAGAGAAAACGUGCAGAAGGUCUACGACAAAGCGACUCGCAUUCUGUUGGAUAUUGAAUUCCAAGCCCCGUAUAUUAUCAUCCCCCAAAGAUCGAAUAGUGCCGACGCUCUGAUUAUUGAUCUUGGGCAUUUCACCUUGAAAAAUCGAUUCGACCUGAGGAAUGUUCGCAACGAGAUAGGUUCUCCAGCCAUCAUGGAUUCAAUCAGCCUAAACCUUCAAGAGCUUCGCAUCUUCUUGGCCGUCGUAGAUGGCAUGAAAGUGAAAUCGGAGAGAGGACUCAUCGAGCCGCUGUCGUUCAAUUUGGAUCUAGUGCGAAAUUUAACAAGUACUUGGUACAAUGAAGAACCUAAUCUCAGAGUAGACGUAGAGCUGGGCAAAGUUAGUAUCGUCGUCAGCGAGUUUGUCUACCGCAAGCUCAUGCAGAUUGUCUUCGAUAAUUUGGAAGAAGGACAUAACCAACUGACCGAAGCGGUAGAACACGAAAUAAAAAAUCGGGAAUCCAGCCGUCCGACAAGUGCCGUUGAAGGAAAGCCAAUUUACGUGGAUGGUCCACUUUUAUCCUCUCAAUCUUCAGAACUUUCCGUCGAUAGCAUCUUGCAACAAAUUGGACCUACUCGAGUCUCGAUAGCGUUUUCCGUUAAACUGCAAGAAAUCAAAAUGGAGCUUUUCACGAAUAAUGCUCCUAGAAAAGAAAUGACGUUUACAACAACAUUAGAGCGACCCCUAUCCAAGUUGGCCAUACAGGGAUUCAAUGUCUCCGGCCAAUUGAUGACUGAUUUGUCGAUCCGAUCGACAGUCACGCUCCAUUCAUUUUUGAUUGAAGACACAAGACCAUUGGUGCAAUCAUCUGUCGUUUCAUCUCCAACGACUCCAGGGACCCCCAACUCGACAUCGAAGCGUUUGGUCGAGAGACCAAUCAAUUGCCUUCUCUAUCCCACCGAAUCCGGUAGCAACUCACAACAACAAAUGUUGAUGAUUAGUUUUCAACAAGAAAAGCAACAAGACUCGAAAGUAGAUGUACAUUUGUGCGGAUUCACUUUGAUUCUGUGCCCAAGUUACUUGUUGAGGCUCUUGAGCUUCUUCACUUCAGGAUUGCCUAAGCCCAAAUCAUCCUCUUCUACGAAGCCGACAGUUAAACCAAGCAAUUCUUCUCACGUCGCUCAAGCUCGCAGCAGAAUUCCUCAGUUUGUACCCUUGAUAACGGUCGCGGUCCGUGUGGACCAACCGGACAUUUUUCUGGUGGAUCGAAUCGAUCGCCUCGAUACCAGCGCCCUUGUUCUCAACUUUGAAAUGAAGUUGAAUCUUUUACUGCUACCGCAAGCAAUGGACAUCUCCGGAGAAGUUUCCAAACUCCACAUUUACUCCUGCCUUUUCGAUCCUGCUCAUCGCCAAGGAACCAUGGCCACCGUUCUGAGUCCCUGCUGGUUAGCUGUCAAAGCGAAGUUGUGCGAAGAUGAGCAAGCCUCUCAAGUGGACGUAAACAUAGGUGACGUGACUCUAAGUGUGUCCCCGGGAACGAUCGCGUUGCUAGCGAGUGUGAGCAAAAGUAUGGCCCUGACAGACGAUGACGGCUCGUCACUGAGAGAAGAAGAGGAGGAGGAAGAAUAUCAAAUAGAAACGGCUUCGUUGGCGAACCUUUGGGAAAUGAAACCCUUGGCUUUCUUUAACUUCCCGUUCCUGGAAACAGAAGUCGGCGUUGAAGCUCACGAACUUGUCCAACUCGAUAACUUGCCUUCGCCUUCAGAAACCCAUGGAAAACGCUGUCGCAGCGAAGAAAUGAUUGUGGUUUUUAAUCAUUUUGAAAUGAUGAUUGAAACGGGUCAGGGCAACCGAACUUCGCCUUUGGUUUUGGUGGAGAGUAAGAUGAAUGCCAGUGUGAAGAAUUGGAGCUCAGUAUUAGAAUUGUCCGCCAGCCUCAAUCUUCGAGCCGGCUAUUACAAUAGCAGACUGGCUUUGUGGGAACCUCUACUUGAACCAGUGGAUUGCACUCGUUUAGGACCGGUUCGACAGCGACCCUGGGAACUGACGAUGAAGAUGAAAAAAGUCGUGGAAGAUUUUUCUGACGGAUUUGAAUUUGAAAAUCGACCCUCUUCUAAACUGGAAAUCAAAUUUGAAUCAGCGGACACUAUGGAACUGACGGUGACUCGAAGCUUCCUUGAUGUUGUUUCUCUGCUGGGAAAAGCCUUUAGCGACGCAGUUAAUCAAAAACUGUCCAAACGGGAUCUGUUGCCCCCUUCACUUUACGUGGUCCAGAAUCAGUUAGACAAAAACGUUGUUAUCAGUCUUCACAAUUCUGAUUUUACCGUCGACGACGCAUCUAUCACCGAUGCCAAAGAACUGAUUCUUGAAUCCGGAUCGAAAAUUGGUUUGAAGUUAAGGGCUAAAACUCGUACCCGUUCUAUCCUAAGCGAAGAGAUGGAAAACGAAAGGAUCUUAACAGUCAAGAUACCAGACCUUUCUUACAGUAAUGGAAUUCCUGUUAGCCGUUCCAGCCGUCGCUAUCUACCAGCUGGACGUUCUGCAAGGGAUGAAAAUAUCGGGGUUGUUGCCGAUAUUUGCAACGAUUUUGGUUUCCGAUCCAUAACCUUCCGAGGCGUCGUACAAAUUCACAAUCAUUUCCAGCAACCGAUAGACGUUUACUAUAUGACGAAGACUGGCAACGAAGUGAAUGGAGUGGGCCGAGUGGAAGAGUGCGGCGUACUCAACGUCCCUUUAUUUGCUCUGUACACGCCGACUGGUGAACUUUUCUUCAGUCCUCUUGGAUAUGGCGUUUCGAUUGUACCCUUUGUGUGGCGGGAUCUUCAACGCCAGAAUACCAUCAACAAAGUGCUGCAGUGCAGUUCGCGGCAGUCUUCCGGAACUUCUCAUAAUGAAGAUCCAUUCUUCAUGCAGGUGACUGGGAACGUCGAGCACAUAUAUCUGGAAGACACGAGGAAGAAAACGCUAAACAGCUUUUGCUAUGCGAUCCAUCUGCGGCCGACAGUCAUUUUGCAUAAUUCCUUGCCGCUACCACUUUAUAUUCUUACAUGCGGCGCCGUGAACGAAUUGAUUGUGCCACCAGGCGCCAGCCGUUAUCUCUCUUCAGUGGAGCCUGGGGCUGCCUUCCUAGUCUUGAAGUUGAAGAACUAUCUGGAACGUGACUGGGCAUGCAAAGAAGAAAUUCGGCCAAUUCCAGUCGAGUUAUCUGUGUGGAGUCUGAUCUCGUACGACGGUUCUGCAAAGGCAACUUUAGACUUGGGCAUCUUUUCUACCGUCAAAGAUCAGACCGUUCAUAUGACGGUCUACUGCCCCUUUUGGAUGAUCAACAACACUGGUCUUUUGUUGGCUUAUAAGCAUUCCGGCAAGUCGUCUAAAAAGGCGAAGGUGCGCAAAUCAUUGAAGCGCUGGGCUUCCACGGUUUCUUUAAGGUCCGUUGCCUCGUUGGCGACAUCCUUGGGAGAAGAAGACAAUUGUAUUUAUCAUCCCGAGAACAUGCAGGACCCUGUGUUAUUUUCCUUUCGACCCAAAUCUUUCUUCGAAAAGAAGACUGCCAUGAUACGUGUCGAGGAUUCAAAUUGGUCGGAUCGAUUUUCUCUCGACGUGGCUGGUAGCUCGGGCCUUGUGACCUGCAAAACGGAAGAGGGGGAUGGCGAAAACCCAUUGUGUUACCAAUUAGGCUGUACUAUUCAACUCAGCCACGAAGGGUUAACGAAGCAAGUCAUUUUCACGCCGUAUUAUAUUAUCUCCAAUUUGGCUCCGUUUGAUAUUGACGUCUAUGAAGUACGCGAAGUGGGCCCUCGAUCACCGACGCCCACAACACGUCGAGACUGGCUGUCGGUUACAUCGAGCCAAUCUCUUCCGUUUUGGCCACACUUUCAGCAAAAAUGGAUGAUUUUCCGAGUAUCCGGCACAACGGAGGAGACACUCGCCUUAUCACUGGACAAUCCGCAACCCACGCUAUUACGGCUAAACAACGGCUACGGUGGGCUCUUCGUCGACUUUCAGGUUUCAGAGUCGUCCGUCGUUAUUGUCUGCCACCCAUACGAAGACGGUCGAGCACCUCUUCUGUUGGUCAAUCAUUCCCAAAUAUCUGUGAGCAUCAGUGAAUCAAACGAUGGAUCAACUUGUAUGGAGCUUGGACCGCAUCACGCUGCCUACUACACUUGGCUUCAGCCCAAUGGAGCAAGAAACUUAACAUGGGGUAGUUGUGGCUUCAAACGCGAGUUUAGUGGUCGCGACGUCACGCGGAGUGCCAGUGGCACUUUUGACAGCCCUGCUGGCUCUUUGGAAUGGAUUUCUUUCCUGCACGGAAGACAGCGCGUCCUGUUGUUCACCGAUGAUAAAAUGCUCGCCUUCCAGCAGCGCAGCGUCAGCACAGCAGAACCAGUUGAGCAGAGCGUCACUAUAUCGCUUCACGGACUUGGCGUCUCGUUAGUGGACAACGUGCAUCGACGGGAAAUUCUCUAUGCCGGAAUCACAAGCUCGGGUAUCAUCUGGGAGACUGCCAAAAUGAAUACGAUGCAACCGAUCUACCGCGCUAUGAUUGUACGACACAACAUAAUGCUGGAGGAGGCCUUCCAGCAAUACAUGCGCAAUUUGUCUGCAAAUAUCCCGACCAACAGCCGACGGGAAUUGGAUGGCGGUCGCCUUUUAGUCGACUUCAAAGAACUUAAAGUCUACAAGCCCAAAGAAAGAUUACUUCGGAGAAGCUACCGAUCCGGCGUAGAGUUACUGUUCGAGACAUAUUGCAAUCGACGACUUAUUCAUGCCCGUCUCAACAAACUACAGAUCGAUAAUCAGCUGGAAGAUUGUGUCUUUCCCGUCGUCUUUGCUCCUGUUCCUCCCCCUCGUAGCAUUGCCACCGAAUCCAUUCCGCAUCCGUUUGUGGAAAUCAGCAUCGUCGAAUUAGUUGGACAGCAAACUGACGUCAAACAAUACGAGUACUUUAAAUUGCUGGUGCAAGAGUGCCACUUUCGCGCCGAUAUGUCGCUGAUUAACGGAGUGGGAUCAUUGUUGGCGAAUGAAAGUGAUCUCGUAUCUGAAUUGGAACACAAACAUAACGUCGAAUUGGAUAUUCUAUCUGCCAAACGAGGAUUGCACGAGAGGACUCGUUUGCUCAACAACAAAGCCCCUGAAAACUAUUUCAAGAUGCUACACCUGUCCCCAUUGAAGAUUCAUCUCAGCUUCUCCAAUACUGGGACCGAUGGCGCUGUUAGUUCUUCAGCACAACAAAGCAGUAAUAAUCCCACCAGUCAGCUGCUCAAUUUGGUUCUACAAAGCGUCGGCGUCAGCUUGACGGAAGUUCAAGAUGUUGUCUUCCGCCUGGGCUUUUUCGAGCGCAACGACACCUUUUUGAGCUGGCAGCAGCUGGCCCAAGACCUACAAUGGCAUUACACUGGCCAAGCUGCAAAGCAGUUCUACGUCUUAGUCUUUGGAUUAGAUGUAAUUGGGAAUCCAUUUGGACUAGCCCUGGGAAUAUCACAAGGCGUCGAGCAACUCUUUUACGAACCUUUCCAAGGUGCAAUUCAAGGACCUGGAGAGUUUGUGGAAGGCCUAGCAUUGGGUGCCCGCAGUCUCGUUGGACACACAAUUGGUGGUCUGGCUGGAGCAGGAUCCAGGAUCGCCGGCACCAUAGGAAAGAGUCUGUCGUACUUAACGUUCGAUAAAGACUAUCAGAAGACCCGACGAGAAGAUUUGCGGCGUCGUCCCGCAGACAUUGGAGAAAAUUUAGCCCUUGGAGGCAAAGGCCUUUUUAUGGGCGUCGUGGAAGGCGUUUCAGGAGUUGUGAUGCGUCCGAUCGAGGGAGCCCAACAGCAAGGAGUAGGAGGUUUCUUCGCAGGAAUCGGCAAAGGCAUGGUGGGACUCGUGGCUCGGCCAACUGCUGCCAUCGCCGACUUUGCUAGCGGAUCACUGGACGCCAUGAAAAAAGCUGCCGAUGUCACCGAGGAGUUGUCACGCCUGCGUCCACCACGUUUUCUGCAUCCGGAUGGAAUCGUUAGACCUUAUAUCCGCUACCAAGCUGACGGGGAUUGUUUACUAAAGAUCCUGGAUAAAGGGCGGUUUUCCAAGACGGACUAUUAUGUGGACCAGGCAGUGACGGACACUAAAAUGACUCUUUUAGUAACAGAUCGUCGACUCGUGCUCAUGUCGCACGAUCUCUUUGGGCAAUGGCAGGUCGAGUGGAGCCACACGUGGGAAGAGCUAACCCAACCUCCCCAAUCGAAUCCCCACGGAUUGUACAUCCCCUUACGCAACAACAAGAAAGUCUUGGGAUUGUUCACGAGUAGCGAGAGUGGAAAGUUGGUUGCCAUUCAUUCUCAAGAGAAAUGCGAGAUGAUAAGCAGAAAAGUGGAACAAAUAAUGAAAUCGUAACUACGCGGAAGAUGAAUUGCGAAAAAAACAGACAUGAUUUACACCGCCGUUACAAAUUUUUCAGUUAAGAACCGUUUGCUUACUUUGGAAGUCAUGUCAUUUUUUUUAAAUUUAUAUUGUUAUGUCGUUGAUUCAAAUUCAGCUUUUGAAUAUUUAAUCCUUUUCUCAAGCUUCAAACUCUUUGACCGUCCGCAAAUAACUCGUUCAACUACUGUGAGCUUCAGUAUAAUAUAAUAUCAAUAUAUCGA